Paramecium tetraurelia is the source of this 102-nucleotide messenger RNA. RefSeq lists its product as uncharacterized. Lineage: Eukaryota; Ciliophora; Oligohymenophorea; Peniculida; Parameciidae. The transcript has a single exon. The record is from RefSeq and is a predicted model, not a curated record.
AUGGAGAUAUCUUUGGAAUGGUCACGUGAAGUUGGAGAAUUUUUGAUCAGAUGGGAAUAAGAAUCUAAUUCAAUCCAAAUAAGAUAAUAUUUAGCUAAUUGA